Messenger RNA from Homarus americanus (American lobster), 1913 nucleotides. RefSeq lists its product as uncharacterized. Bases 202 to 651 code for a protein of 149 amino acids. The transcript has 5 exons. NCBI's taxonomy places the organism in Eukaryota, Metazoa, Arthropoda, Malacostraca, Decapoda, Nephropidae. The record is from RefSeq and is a predicted model, not a curated record.
CUACUUCUAUCUGUCCCAGGAACUCAAAACAGCUGUGUGUCAGAACAAGAUCUACGUUUACGACCAGAUGUUUACUUUAAGGACGUACAUUGGCUUGGGUGAAGGUGCCAUCACUCCACUCUUUGACAUCAUCUACAUAAUCGCACUUAUAAAGCAUAGCCAUGGCUCACCUGGUUCUGGCUCCUGAAGUCCUUCGGUGUGAUGGGCAUCAACGUCUUCUAUAUCAGCUCCUGGUUGGUCCGACGAAAGAGCUUCGCCCACAUCUCUUUUGAUGAAGAUUCUAAGCACUACGAGCAACUGUUCCGUUUGACUGGCAUUGGUCUCACUCUGGCUCAGCUCGCCAUCACCGUCAUCUUCUGCAUCAUUGCCGGCAUCUUCACAUAUAAGGUGGCUGAAGAGAGAACCCGCAGCAGGAAAAGCUUACACCACGGCGCCAAGUUCCGGUCGAAGAAACACCACUCGUCGUCAGCACCGCCUCUUGACUCCUACGAUGCUGACGAUAGCGCCUCCAUCGUCCGGGUCACCAUGGACGAGCAGUUUAUGAACCAGGGUCUCCAUGAUAGCACUAACAAACUGCCAAUUUCUGGUUCAAACGGCAGUAUUGAUCAAGUUGGGAAUUCAGAUACAAUCAGACAGCCUACUAGUGUCUAAAUGUCUUUCUUAAGGUGUCUGAGUGUCUGUGUCUAGCCUGUGUAGUAUCUAAAAGUGAAUCUGGAUAUUAUUGCCUCUAUGUCUCAGUGCUGGAUUAGACAAGGAGGCUAGAAAUGUCUUAUGUAUGUCUAAAGAUAAGCUUCCAAUGUCUAAAUAUGUCUGAGAACGCAAUGUUAAGACAAGUUAUCAGCAUUCAAGAUUGUCUAUGAAGUUAAUUUGUUCCAUUCAUCAUUAUUAUCAUUACCAGUUAUCUUGAGGAAGGAUAUCAACCUCCUCCUCCUCCUCCUUCAGUUAGGAUAUCAAGUAUCCUAUCUAAAACUCCUCCUCUCUAUCCUGAAACAUUUAUAUCAUGGCAGGAUAUAGGGAGCUCCUGCCCUCACCUCAUCCUUUAGUAACUAGGAUACUCAUCACUCCUAUAACAGCCUACUCUUCGUUGUUGUGAAUCUCCCUAAAGUGACUUGGAUGUUGUGGAGCGAGACAAUGGGGGAGAGAGAGUGAGGGAGAGAAAGAAAGAGAAGAUAAAGAAGGAGAGAGAGAGGGAAGUGGGGAAGAGACAAAGAGAGAGAGAGACAAAAUAUUCUAAGUUGGGUACAUGUGCCAAAGUGCUGAAACCCUGGCCGGAGUGAGCCCAAGUUGGUCAUGUUAAAUAACUAUUACAUUCAUGUUAGAAAUAUAAUUAACUCAUUAUAGUUAAAAUUAUAGUCUUAGUGGUAAUUUUAACUCCAUGUUGGCUAUCAUCUGAACACGUUAGCUAAUCAGAGAAGUCCUUAUAUCUCUUCUACAUAAAGGGGAUAUAAGAAUUCCAUCUCUCCUCUUAACCCUUACCCGCCGCCUCGUGUUGUGUCGGAGUAGUCAAGACAAUCUAUGAGGUGCUACUAUGUAUAUAUUAUUAUAGGUGUAUAUAAUUAUAAACUAUAUGUAUAUUUUUGGAGAACAACACUACACUAUAACCCGGACAGAAAAGCAACAGUGAGAAUCCGGAUUGAAAGAACACGUGAGGAUAAUCCGGAUGUGUUUACUCGAACGAUUUAUUUACAUUUUCAUCAGAAUACUUUUCAUUUUUUUUUUUGCCUACUUUAAGGUAUUAUAUAUUGUCCUUAUAUAUGUCCAGCUCUUCCCUGUAUAAAAAUGUUGGAUACUAUAUAUAUAGGCGACAUUUUAUAAGCUGUUGUGGAGCUGCAGAAGAGAAUUUGUAUUUUGUUGACGUAUAAACGAACCUCUUUUUUUAAAUAAUGUAUUUUUUAAUAAACAAAUUAUGUAUA